Messenger RNA from Plutella xylostella (diamondback moth), 939 nucleotides. The record is from RefSeq and is a predicted model, not a curated record. Lineage: Eukaryota; Metazoa; Arthropoda; Insecta; Lepidoptera; Plutellidae.
UAAGAAUAAAUACAUUUAGUCAAAAGGUAAUUAUUUAAGUGGACUGAAACCAUCACGAAUUACAUUUUGCUAGAAAAAACAUAUAAAGGUAUCUUCACUGUGUCUGCGGCGCGGUGAAAUGUAUUUGUCGAAAGAGUGGAAAGAUUUAAGUUACCUUUCUGAAACCCUUGAAACCUUCUUCAUUGGUAUCUUAGAGCAGUUAAUAAUUACGAAGUGAGCCGCAGAAUCAUCACAUUAAUCAUGAGGCUGGUGUACGUCGUUGUAGUGUCGGUUCUAGUCCUAGCUGCUCCUGCAGCAACUGGCGACAGAGUGGUGGAAACAUUGAGUGGCGCCGUCCGAGGACGACUUGUAAGAGAUUUGAACGUGACUUAUUAUGCGUAUCUCGGAAUACCGUACGCGGAGGCGCCGACUGGACAGCUCCGAUUUAAACCUCCGGUGCCGAAGGAACCAUGGAAUGGCACGUUGGACGCGACGGCAUAUGGUCCCGUGUGUCCGCAAGUCGACAGGUAUUAUACGAGAAGCGAGAUGAGUGAAGACUGCCUGAGCCUGAACGUGUAUGUGCCCGCCAGGCCAGCGCUGGCCCCCACGCCGGUGCUCGUGUGGGUGCCUGGAGGGAACUUUCGGAGUUUGUCCGGAAGACCAUUCAUAUACGGACCACAGUUUUUCAUGAAAUACGGCGUCAUGUUUGUGACCAUGAAUUACAGGCUUGGAGCCUUAGGAUUCUUGUCUGUACAAACAGAGGACGCGGCUGGCAACGCGGCGUUGAAAGACAUACUAUUAGCGCUCCAGUGGGUUAAGAAACAUAUAGCUCAGUUCGGUGGUGACCCCGACAACAUAACUAUUGGGGGGGAAAGCUCCGGCGCUGUUCUAGUGCAUUACCUCACUUUAUCUGAACAGUCUACCAAUUUGUUCCACAAAGCCCACAUCAUCAGCGUGUAA